Molecule: messenger RNA, 10046 nt
Organism: Pseudophryne corroboree (corroboree frog)
Lineage: Eukaryota; Metazoa; Chordata; Amphibia; Anura; Myobatrachidae
Gene: LAMA2
Product: laminin subunit alpha 2
Exons: 66
Coding region: 68-9751 (3227 amino acids)
Biological process (GO): tissue development; animal organ morphogenesis; cell adhesion
Cellular component (GO): basement membrane
Molecular function (GO): extracellular matrix structural constituent; signaling receptor binding
Source: RefSeq, a predicted model, not a curated record
GCAGUCAGAGAGGAAUAAGAAGGCAAGGAGAGGAGAGGCGUCUCCUCACUGCCUUUCCUUCUACAAAAUGCUGAACAUUUAUCAGAUGAUCAUGGCAUAUAAAACUUUGCUUACAGUUUUCCUAACUUUGAUGCUCAGUGUAUGUAUCGAGACACAACAGAGAGGUCUGUUUCCUGCAGUUCUUAAUCUUGCCUCUAAUUCCAUAAUCACAGCAAAUGCCACAUGUGGAGAAAAUGGACCAGAAAUGUUUUGCAAGUUGGUAGAACAUGUUCACGGGCAGCCUCAGCGCCAUCCUCAGUGUCGUACCUGUGACCAGAAUGCCGCCGAUAGAAGCUUGCAUUAUCCAAUCACACAUGCCAUCAAUGGGAAAAGAUCCUGGUGGCAAAGCCCAAGCAUUAAAAAUGGAAUAGAGUAUCAUUAUGUGACUAUUACAUUGGAUCUCCAACAGGUUUUCCAGAUUGCUUAUGUUAUCAUAAAAGCUGCCAACACCCCACGGCCUGGAAACUGGAUUUUACAGAGAUCUAUCGAUGGUAUUACUUACAAGCCGUGGCAGUAUUAUGCUCUCACCGACAGCGAGUGCCUGACCCGGUAUAAUAUUAUCCCACGAAUUGGUACACCCUCAUACACACAGGAUGAUGAAGUCAUCUGCACAUCUUAUUAUUCAAAGAUUCACCCACUUGAAAAUGGAGAGAUUCACACAUCACUAAUUAACGGGAGACCAAGUGCUGAUGAUCCUUCUCCAACACUUCUGGAAUUUACAUCAGCUCGCUAUAUUCAAUUGAGAUUACAAAGGAUCCGGACUCUAAAUGCUGAUUUAAUGAUGUUAGCUCACAGUGAUCUAACAGACAUAGAUCCCAUCGUCACCAGAAGGUAUUUCUAUUCCAUAAAAGAUAUUUCUGUGGGCGGCAUGUGCAUCUGCUACGGUCAUGCAAGGGCUUGUCCAUGGGAUCCAAGGACUAAUAAAUCAUCCUGCGAAUGUGAGCACAAUACAUGUGGGGCUAGCUGUGAUAAAUGCUGUCCUGGGUACCACCAAAAACCUUGGCGUGCUGGAACUUUCCUUACAAAACAUGAGUGUGAACCAUGCAAUUGUCAUGGAAAGACAGCGGAAUGUUACUAUGAUCAAGCAGUAGCAGACAAGAAUCUGAGUUUGAAUAUUCAUGGCGAAUAUAAUGGAGGUGGAGUUUGUAUUGAUUGUACAGAGAACACGGCUGGAGUCAACUGUGAGACUUGUAAAAAUAAUUUCUACCGGCCACAAUGGCUGUCAUCGACUCAUUCCAAUCCUUGCCGGCCAUGUGCUUGUGAUCCAGUUGGCUCUUUACAUGAUGUGUGUAUCAAGGAUUCAACAGAAGCUACAGAAGACUUAUUACCUGGUUCAUGUUAUUGUAAACCUGGCUAUGGAGGGGAAAAAUGUAAUCAAUGUGAUUUGGGAUACACCGGAUAUCCAUAUUGUGAAAAGUGUAAUUGCAGUAUUGCAGGCAGUAUAAAUGAAGACCCCUGUAUUGACCAAUGUAUUUGCAAGGAAAAUGUACAAGGAAAUAACUGUGAUGUGUGUAGAAAUGGGUUCUUCAACCUCCAGCGUGACAAUCCCAGAGGUUGUGAUCAGUGUUUUUGCUCUGGGGUUUCAAACAUCUGUAUAGAUUCUCGCCUUACUUACACCAAGAUCACUGAUAUGAAUGGGUGGUACCUUACAGAAUUAUAUGGUGACAAUAAGGUUGCACCUACUAAGGAUAGAUUUGAUGGACCCCAGCAACUGAGCAUUAGAAAAGUAGAUGCCCAAUCUCAAGGUCUUCUGGAUGUUAUUUACUGGGCUGCUCCGUCUCCAUAUUUGCACAAUAAAGUUGCAGCAGUGGGAGGACUUUUAACCUACACAAUCUCAUACGACACAGCUGUAAAGGAGGAUUCUGCAGAAGUAACAGAUCACCCAAAUAUCUAUAUUGAGGGUGAUGGCAUAAAGAUUAGCAGCCUACAAGAAACUGACUUCCGACCAUAUGAAGAAAGCACACAAAAAAUAGUUCUACGCCCAGAAUUUUUCAAAAUGCAUGGGACAGGAUAUCAAGUCAGCAGGAAUGACUUCAUGACAGUUCUGGCAAAUAUUAACAAACUUCUCAUCAGAGCAACGUAUAGUAAUCAACCAGAUGCCACCUACAGAUUGAGUUCUGUUACCCUUGAAGUAGCUGAAGAAUCUCCAGCUGGUGGACGCACAGCAUUUGAUGUUGAGAUCUGUCGGUGUCCUUCUGGAUUUAGUGGUACAUCUUGUGAAAAAAGAGAUGAAGCUUAUGCUCCACUUAACCUUCCACUUAAAGGUGAUGUUAAGUCCUGUUUGCCAGGACACAGACGGGUUAAUGGCACAGUCUACAGAGGGACAUGUGAACCAUGCCAAUGUUUUGGUCACUCUGACUCAUGUGAUGAUGUUACCGGAUUCUGCAAAAAUUGCAAGCACAAUACCUAUGGCCGAUUCUGUGAUUACUGUCUGCCAGGCUUCUAUGGCUUUCCAGCUAACGGCACAGAAGGAGACUGCCUGCCAUGUUCUUGUCCUAUGACGAUAAAAUCUAACAAUUUUAGUCCAACAUGUCACCUGGACCCAGUACGUGGAUUAAUUUGUGAUGCCUGUGCUACAGGAUAUACAGGGCAGCGUUGUGAACGAUGUGCUGACGGGUUUUUUGGCCAGCCAUUUGUGCCAGGUGGAUCAUGCAAACCCUGCGAAUGCAAUGACAACCUUGACCUUUCAGCCCCAGGCUGCUGCGACAUUGAGACAGGAGCCUGUCGUAUAUGUAAGCCAGGUGUUACUGGGGAAUAUUGCGACAAAUGUGCAGAUGGAUAUUUUGGAGAAGCUCUCGGACCAAGCAACUGUCAGCAGUGCAAUUGUAAUGUCAAUGGUUCUACAUCCACUACUUGCAAUCCUCAGACCGGACAAUGUGACUGCAGAAGAAAUGUGAUUGGGCGCCAGUGUGAUGAGUGCUUGCCAAACUGCUGGUGGGACUCUGAGAAGCAGGUAUGUCUGCCUUGUACCUGCAGCAUCAGUGGCUCAAUGUCCCAGCGCUGUGACAUUACAGGGAGAUGCAUCUGUAAACCAGAGUUUUUUGGGAAACGUUGCGAGUACAGAAGGCAGGUAUAUGAGAUAAAAGAUCCCUCUCGGAAAUCCCCAAAUAUCCAGGCUCCACCUAGAAGAGGGAGCUUCCCCACAUCAAGAGGUUGUCCCCGUGGUGCUUACAAACCAGCUGUUCUGCCACAGACGUAUGGCCCUGUUUUCUCGCAGGGAUGUAUUCCUUGUAACUGCAACUCCUUCGGUUCCAAAUCAUUUGAUUGUGAUGAUAUAGGUCAAUGCCGUUGUCAGCCUGGAGUGUCCGGUGACAAGUGUGACCAUUGCGCUCGUGGAUUUUAUGACUUUCAAGAAGGAGGAUGUACCCCUUGUGAUUGCCCUCAUGUUGGGAAUAAUUGUGAUGAAGAAACUGGUCAGUGUGUUUGUCCUCCCAACACCAUUGGAGACCAAUGUGAUAAAUGUGCAUCAAAUCACUGGGGAUACAGCAUUAUCACUGGAUGCAAGGCUUGCGACUGUGCUGGUCCAGGAUCUCUAAGUACACAGUGUAAUCCAGACACAGGCUGCUGUUUCUGCCGUCCAAAUUUCUUUGGGGACAAAUGCAAUACUUGCAGAGUGGGAUACUGGAAUUAUCCGCACUGUGUUAGCUGUGAUUGCUUGUUGGCGGGAAGUAAACCGGAGAGCUGCGAUCAAGAAACACAUAAAUGUCCCUGUGCUGAAGUGACAGGACAGUGCAGCUGUAAGAUAAAUGUGGAAGGAGUCCAUUGUGACAGAUGCAAGCCCAGCACUUUUGGACUUCACGUAGGGAAUCCACUUGGUUGCAGCAGCUGCUACUGCUUUGGCCUGACUACCCAGUGUAAAGAAGCAGAUGGACUGAUCCGGAUGUGGCAAACACUAAAGCCUGAUCAGACAGUGCUGGAAUUGACAGACUUUACCCUGCAGCAAAGGACCACUAAAGGUGUAUUUUACCAGCAUCCAGAGAUAAUAGCACUCAUUGAUCAAGUAAAUCAAGACCUGCAAUCUGAACCAUUCUAUUGGAAACUGCCACAGCAAUUUCAGGGUCGAAAGCUUACAGCUUAUGGAGGAAAACUGAAAUAUACUAUUUACUUUGAAGCCCGAGAAGAAACUGGACCUUCAGCUUAUGAACCUCAAGUUAUUAUUAGAGGUGGUCCUGCCACAAACCACAGAAUAAUUGUGAGACACAUGCCUGAUCCUCAAAAUGGACAGCUGACAAGACAUGAUGUUGAACUGACAGAGUUUGAUUGGAAACAUAUGGAUGGAGGACCUGUUAGUCGUGAAGACUUCAUGGAUGUUCUAUAUGACAUACAAUACAUUCUAAUUAAGGCAUCAUAUGGUAGAGUUUUGAGACAAAGCAGAAUUUCUGAAAUAUUCCUGGAAGUUGCAGAAGAAGGGACAUCUUUCAGCAUAAGUCCCAGAGCUAACCUGAUAGAGAAAUGUGAAUGCCCAGCUGGGUACUCUGGGCUUUCAUGUGAGGCAUGUGCUCCUGGUUUCUACAGAAGAGUUCCCACAUCACCUGGCAGAAGAGAUGGCCCAACACUUGGUACCUGCGUGCCUUGUCAGUGUAAUAAGCACAGUAAUAUUUGUGACAUGCACACUUCUGUUUGUCAGGCCUGUAGGCACAACACUGCAGGGGAUCACUGUGAGAUAUGUGCCUCCGGAUUCUAUGGCAUUGUCAGAGGCUCCCUUGAUGACUGCCAACCAUGUGCUUGUCCCCUGCAAAUCUCUAGCAAUAACUUCAGCCCAACAUGCACCAUGCAAGGAACUAAUGAUUACAGAUGUACAGCUUGUCCUCUGGGAUACGAAGGCCAGUACUGUGAAAGGUGCGCAUCUGGUUAUACUGGUAACCCAAGUAUUCCAGGAGGUUCUUGUCAGGAAUGUGAGUGCAACCCUUAUGGUUCAUUGUCUAGGAUCUGUCAUUCAAGCACUGGCCAGUGCACGUGUAAACCUGAAGCUACAGGCUUGAAGUGUGGAGGCUGCACUGACCGGCAUGUGCGAGAGGGCCCGCUGUGUGCAUUUUGCGAUGAUGAAUGUACCGGCCUACUUCUUGAUGUCUUGGAUCAGCUAAACCAGAUGGUCAUGAGCGUCAAUCUUUCUGGCCCACUGCCUCCACCCUACAAAAUGCUGUUUAGCUUUGAAAAUGAGACUCAGGAAUUAAAGCAUUUACUGUCACCUCAACGAGCUCCUGAAAGACUGCUCCAGCUGGCACAAAACAACCAAGAUACUCUUGUCAUUGAGAUAGAUGAGCUACUGAACAGGGCUACAAAAGUAUCUGCAGAUGGAGAACAGACUGGGAAGGAUGCUGAAAGGACAAAUGAGAGGGCAAAACAACUGGAGGAUUUUGUAAAGGACACCCUGCAGACAUCAAAGGACUUAUAUGACAAAGCCGUAAAGUUGAAUGAAACACUGGGUAUACAGAACAAAACACAGGACAAGAGUUUCCAGGAGUUGCAGAGGGACGUUGACAAGAUGUUGACUGAGCUCAGAAGAAGAAUGUUUAAGAAUCAGGAGAAAACAGCCGCAGAUGAACUAAAGGCAGCAGAAGGUCUUCUCAAUAGAGUGAAAAAAUUAUUUCAGGAUCCUCAUAACAAAAAUAAUGACUUAAAUCUAGAGGUAAAGGACAAGUUAAGCCAGUUUCAAGACAAACUAGAUGAUGUGUUGGACAUGCUGCGAGAAGCCCGGGCGAAGAUAAAAGAAUCUGACCAUCUUUCUGCUGUCAAUCAACGUAAUAUGACUGCAUUGGAGAGAAACAAGCAAGCUGCUGAGAAAGGCAAGAAAGAGUGUGAGGAGAUGCUGGGCAAAGCCGAGGACAUCAUGACAGAAGUCAAUAACUUAGCACAAAAUGUCAAUAAUGCAGAAAACGACUUGACUGAUAUGAACAAUGAACUUCCACUACUGACUGAACAAUUAAAUGAAAAGAUAAAUGAUCUUGCUAAUGAACUUCAGAGGAGAGACCUCCCAGAACAGGUACUCCAGGCAGAACUGCAUGCUGCUCAACUAAAUGAGUCUUCCGCAAAACUGGAUGGAAUCCUUGCUGAAGCUAAAAAUCUCUCAUUUAAUGCUACGGUGGCUUUCAAAGCAUACAGCAAUAUCAAGGACUUGAUUGACGAUGCUGAGGAUACUGCAAAGGAGGGUAAAGCCAAGGCAAAUGAAGCAGUAGACCUGGUCACUGGCCCACAAGGAUCCUUGAAAGAUGAAGCAAAGAGCGCUAUACAAAAAAGCUUCCGGGUUCAUACUGACGCUAAAAGGCAGUCUCAAGAUUUACAAGAAAAUGAAAAUGACCUUGAUGCAAUGAAGAACAGGCUGCUAAAUGCAGAUGAGAAAAACCAAAACUUGGUGAAGGCUCUGAAUGACACAUUUGGGAAGCUAGCUGCUAUCCCCAGUGAUACAAUGGUGAAGAUUCAGACCGCAAAAGACAAAGCCAAGCAAGCAAAUGAUACUGCCAACGAUGUUCUUGCACGCAUCAAAGAUCUUAAUCUGAAUCUCCUGGGGUUGAAACAGAACUACAGUGCACUGAAAGAAGACGUAGCUAAAACCAAUGCUGUUGUAAAAGAUCCGGUUGAAAAUGUUACAGAUGCAGAUGACAGCGUUAAACAUCUUGAAAAGGAAGCUGAUCGAUUACUGGAUAAACUUAAACCCAUCAAAGAGCUACAGGACAACCUGGGGAAAAACAUCUCACAGAUCAAAGAGCUGAUAAACCAAGCACGGAAGCAAGCCAAUUCUAUCAAAGUUUCAGUGUCCUCUGGAGGUGACUGCAUACGUACGUAUAAACCUGACAUUAAGAAAGGCAGGUACCACACAAUCAUCCUGAAUGUGAAAACAGACACCCCUGACAAUCUACUGUUUUUCCUUGGAAGUAACAAAUUUACUGACUUCCUUGCAAUAGAGAUGAGGAAAGGAAAAGUUAACUUUUUGUGGGAUGUAGGAUCAGGAGUCGGGCGGAUUGAAUAUCCUGACCUAAAUAUCAAUGACCAGUACUGGUACAGAGUGGAAGCUUCACGAUCAGGAAUUAAUGGAACUAUUUCAGUGCAAGCACUAGAGGGUCCUAAAGCCUCUAUAGUGCCAGGCAUGCACAGCUCCACUUCACAGCCCGGGUAUACCAUUCUGGAUGUAGACGCAAAUGCUCUGCUUUUUGUUGGUGGUUUGACUGAAAAAAUAAAGAAACCCGAUGCUGUUAAAACAACGACAUUCUCUGGCUGUAUGGGAGAAACAUUUCUUGAUAACAAGCCAAUUGGACUGUGGAAUUACAGGGACAGAGAAGGUAACUGCAAAGGCUGCUCAAUCAGUCCACAGAUUGCAGACAGUGAAGGGACUGUCCAGUUUGAUGGAGAAGGAUAUGCCCUGGUCAGCCGCCCUGUUCGAUGGAACCCUAAUAUUUCUACAAUAAUGUUCAAAUUCAAAACAUUUUCUGCAAAUGCAUUGCUUAUGUAUCUAGCAACAAAUGACUUGAAAGAUUUCAUGAGUGUCGAGUUGAGUGAUGGACGUGUAAAAGUUAGCUAUGAUCUGGGAUCAGGGACGGCCUUUGCAGUUAGCAACAGGAAUCAUAAUGAUGGAAAAUGGAAAUCUUUCACUCUCUCCAGAAUACAGAAGCAAGCCAACUUUUCCAUUGUGGACAUGGAAAACAACGAGGAGGAUAAAACAACUUCAACAUCAACUGGAAGUAACUUUGGCCUUAAUCUAAAAGCUAAUGAGAAGAUCUAUUUUGGAGGUCUGCCAGUACUCAGAAAUCUAAGGCCAGAAGUUAAUUUAAAGAAGUAUGCCGGAUGUCUAAAAGAUAUCGAAGUCUCCAGAACACCGUACAAUUUACUUAGCAGCUCUGACUAUAUAGGACUAACAAAAGGCUGUGCUCUUGAGAAAAUAUAUGUAGUCAGUUUUUCAAAGCCAGGAUAUAUAGAACUGCCGCCAGCAUCACUGGAUGUUGGAACAGAAAUUACAUUGUCAUUCAGCACCAAAAAUGAGUCUGGAAUGAUUUUACUUGGCAAUGGAGCGAAUCUCAUUUCACCAAGAAGGAAACGUAGGCAAAGUGGGCAGGUUUUUUAUGCAGUCUUUUUAAGAAAAGGAAGACUGGAAGUUUCUAUCCCAGGGCCUAAAGAGUUACAUCGCAUAACCAUUAGACCUGAGAAAGGAGAAUUCCAUGAUGGCAAAGAACAUUCUAUCCGAAUAGAAAGAUCAAGAAACAUAUUUACAGUGCAAGUGGAUGAGGACAGAAGUCAGAUACUGAAAAUACCUGCCGGUCAUCCCAUAAGUGUGAAGAAGCUCUAUGCAGGUGGCAUUCCUUCUGAUGCACAGUUUACUCUGUUCAAGAGCAUACCAGCCUUUGAAGGAUGUAUAUGGAAUCUUCUCAUAAAUUCAGUACCAAUUGACUUUGCUCAGCCAGUGUCUUUUGAAAAUGCAGAGAUUGGACAGUGCCAAACUCUGCUGCCAGACCGGGAAGUAGAAGGACAUACAGACAAAAAUGCCACACAGGCAUUAGUUCUUCCUGAGUCUGGGGCAACUGGUUCACCUCCUGUUCCACCUACUGAGCCUGACAACAUUGAAGUGAAGAGCGCCAAUAUCACAGACGAGCUUGAUUCCACAACGGGUUGCGCUGCUGAUACAAGGCCAGAUAUUGUGAAAGGAGGGAAGCAGUUUGGACUCUCCAGAAACAGCCACGUGGCACUUGAAUUUGAUGACACAAAAGUAAAAAAUACUCUUUCGAUAGAGCUUGAACUCCGUACUAAAGCAGACACAGGAUUACUUUUCUACAUGGCUCGUAUAAACCAUGCUGAUUUUGCCACUGUCCAAAUUAAAGAUGGGAUGGCUCACUUUAGAUAUGACCUUGGCAGUGGAGAUACGACCACAAUGGUUCCUCAAAGAGUUGAUGAUGGAGAGUGGCAUAAGAUAAAUAUAUUCAGAACAAAGCAGACAGGAUAUCUAUUUGUUGACGGAAUUGCAAACAGCACAAACAGUCCUAAGAAAGCAGACAUUCUGGAUGUGGUGGGCAUGCUGUACGUUGGCGGCUUGCCUAUUAAUUAUACUACCAAAAGGAUUGGCCCGGUUCUACAUAGUAUUGAUGGCUGCAUCAGGAAUUUUAGAAUGGUAGAGGGAAAUACAGAUUUUAAUAAACCCACUUCCAGCUUCAACGUAGGCACAUGCUUUGCUAAUCCACAGAAAGGAACCUAUUUUGAUGGGUCAGGCUUUGCAAAGACAGUUGGAGCUUUUAAAGUAGGCAUGGAUCUGAUAAUAGAACUGGCAUUCCGCACAACAAGGACCAAUGGUGUUCUUCUUGGGAUCAGUGGCAAAAAGAUGGACGGACUAGGCAUUGAACUAGUGGAUGGUAAACUUCUUUUCCAUGCAGACAAUGGAGCUGGCCGUUUCACAGCAGUUUAUGAGCCGGAGCUGUCAAGUAGCUUAUGCGAUGGUCGGUGGCACAAAGUGGUGGCAAAUAAAAUAAAGCACCGCUUGGAGAUGAUUGUCGAUGACAAUAAAGUAGAAGCUAGAAGUCCAAACGCUGCAUCCACAUCUGCAGACACUAAUGAUCCAGUCUUUGUAGGAGGCUAUCCUGAAAGUGUAAAACAAUUUGGCCUGACCACUAAUGUGAGCUUUAAAGGCUGCAUUAGAGAUCUCAGACUUACCAAGGGCACUGCUAAAGCACAAGAGAUCAACUUCAGCAAGUCCCUGGAGAUAAAGGGAGUGCAGCCAUUAUCGUGCCCUUGAUCUAACCGAUGUCGUCGUGACCAACAACGGAACCAUGUUUUGAAGUGUCUGUGUGUAUGCAUGGUAACCCCGUGCAAUUGCCAAUGGGUGCUAUAUACUGUAUGUUCAAUAUAAUUCAUAAAAAAUAUUUCCCCCAUACCGAAUGUUAAAUAAAAGAACAUUUCAAUAAUCAGAAGAAGUGUACCAAUAAUUUGUAUAAAGAAUAUACAUGGUUAGAGAUGGCAACAAGGUGGAGAUAAGAUGUAAGAAAGUAAUAAAAAAUAAAGAAUUGCACUCUGCAAUGAGGCUUCAAUGA